Molecule: messenger RNA, 189 nt
Organism: Funneliformis caledonium
Lineage: Eukaryota; Fungi; Glomeromycota; Glomeromycetes; Glomerales; Glomeraceae
Source: the annotation of a GenBank genome assembly
AACAGGAUAUUAAACAUUUUGAAUCUUUAACAUUUCGAGCAACAGUUUCAGCAAGAUUACCAUUCACAUGGACUCAAAAUGAAGAAAUUAAAAAACUAAUAAAAUUUAUCAAUCCUAGUAUUACUUUACCAUCCCGAAAAAUGCUUAGCAAUCAAAUUUUAAAAUCAGAAAUACAAGAUGUUCAAACUC